This is a messenger RNA of Westerdykella ornata, 966 nucleotides long. RefSeq lists its product as uncharacterized. The coding region runs from base 1 to 966 and encodes 321 amino acids. The transcript has 2 exons. The record is from RefSeq and is a predicted model, not a curated record. Lineage: Eukaryota; Fungi; Ascomycota; Dothideomycetes; Pleosporales; Sporormiaceae.
AUGUACAUACACGCCAACCUCGCCAUCCUAGCCCUCGCCGCCACCACCACGGCCCUCCCCAACCAAAACCCUAAGCAUCCGAAGCCGGGAAAACAACAACCCUCACGGAUCAAAUGCCCCAUAAUUUUCGACGGGCGCAUCCCCAUCGAAGCCACCCUUCUCGACUUCGACUCCCCUGAGCGCAGCCCCUACAACACCCAAUACGUCAAAGGCGAAAACCUCACCUGGUCCUCCAUCAUCCAAUUCCCUGCCUCAAACGCCCCAGGCCAACACCAGCACAUUAAUCCCUCCCGCUUCGAUGAACCUAGAACUCACAAGCCGUUCGAAGUAACCAUCGACAACAACUCGCUCUUCCGCACUGGCUCAGGUCUGCAAACUGGAUUCCGGCGCGCGGGACUCCUGCUAAAGAAUGACUCCAACCCUGAAGGUUCCGAUGCCGCGGAUAAAGGAGUCGUCACCUUCCAUUGGAGCGUCCUUCAGAAUCCCAAGGUGCAUCCGCUGAAUCUGACGCACGAGUACAUGAACGUGUGGCAUGAGCGCGCCGACUAUGCGGGGAAUCAGUUCACGUUUAGCACGGGAUUGUUGCUGAAGCAGGAUGGGGGGGAUGGAGUGAACACGAGGAAGAAGAGGGAGCAGUUCCGGGUGCAGGAUCGGAACAACAAGAUUGUGUUCGAGACGGGGAUUCAGUGGAGCGAGUGGCAGAAUUGGGCGGUGAAGUUGGAUCAUGCGAAGGGGACGCUCCAGGUCUUCUAUUCGGAGGGAGACAGGCCACUCAACGCCGUGACGCGAGCAUUGGAGAACGACAACACGGGUGGUGGCCAGUUGCAGCUUGGCAUAGCGAAGAAGCCGACGGAGACCGAAACCGUGGUUUGGGACGGCUACCAUGAAGUGAUGAAGCAUAAAGAGGGUCAGAUAUAUUCUGGCGUGUUCGUUGAGGACAGCACGGAUGGCUGCAUCAGUGUCUGA